Uncinocarpus reesii 1704 is the source of this 735-nucleotide messenger RNA. Its product is annotated as GRPE protein. The record is from RefSeq and is a predicted model, not a curated record. Bases 1 to 735 code for a protein of 244 amino acids. The transcript has 2 exons. Gene Ontology annotation, cellular component: PAM complex, Tim23 associated import motor. Lineage: Eukaryota; Fungi; Ascomycota; Eurotiomycetes; Onygenales; Onygenaceae. Gene Ontology annotation, biological process: protein folding; protein import into mitochondrial matrix. Gene Ontology annotation, molecular function: protein-folding chaperone binding; protein homodimerization activity; adenyl-nucleotide exchange factor activity.
AUGUUUCGAAGGGCGUUGAUUCGGCAGCCCCAGGCGGCAAGGUCUGCCUUUACGUUUCGUACCAUCUCAACUUCUCCUCUAUCCCGAAGCCAGCCAUUCUUGCAAACUUCUGCGCAGCCCGUGAAAGCAUCGCCCUUUAGGCUAUAUCAGAGAUUUAAUUCCACGGAGUCGUCAGCGAAUAAAGCACAGGAACAAGCCGCCGCCUCUGAGGGAAACAACUCGGAACAGAAGCCAGCCGGAUCACAAGUGGCAGAUGCCGAAGCCUUGCAGAAGGAGAUUGAAAAACAGGAAAAGGAAAUUGUUGAGCUGAAGGAUAAAUAUCUUCGCUCUGUGGCCGAUUUCCGCAAUCUCCAGGAGCGCACCCGUCGUGAUGUCGAUUCCGCACGCUCAUUCGCCAUUCAGAAAUUUGGAGCCGAUUUAAUCGAGUCAAUUGACAACUUUGAGCGUGCCCUUGAAGCCGUUCCUUCCGAUAAGUUACGCAAUGGAGAAAACAAGGAUUUGGCCGAGCUUUACGACGGUCUUAAGAUGACAGAAAAGGUGAUUAUGAAUACUUUGAAGACACAUCGCCUGGAGAGAUUUGACCCUUCGGAAUUGGUGGAUGGUAAACCCCAAAAGUUUGACCCCAACCGGCACGAGGCCACCUUCAUGGCCCCUGCCCCCGGAAAAGAGGACGGGGAGAUCCUGCACGUUCAAACAAAGGGCUUUAUACUCAACGGCCGCAUCUUGAGGGUAUAG